ACCUUCCAGGGCCCWUCUGCAGUUGCAUGUCUGGCUUCGUCUGGCUUUAAACAAUGAGUUCCUUCGAAGAUCUUAGAACCCCAGCUCUUGUGGUGGACAUUGAUAAAGUGAAGAAAAACUGCCAAGAAAUGGCUGAACGAUGCAAAAGACUUGGUGUGCAGCUCAGACCACAUAUGAAGACCCAUAAAACAUUGGAGGCAGGCUACUUAAUGACCAAUGGCACAAAAAGAUGCAUUGUUGUAUCCACUCUGGCAGAGGCAGAAUUCUUUGCUGAUGGAGGGUUUGAUGAUAUCACAUAUGGYAGACUCAUUACACCAAACUGUAUUCCACAUGCUGCAAAAUUACUGGAGCAAUUACAGAUGUUUCAUCUGUUCAUUGACAAUGACGUCCACCUUCAAGCCUUAAAAAACCACCCUCCCCCAGAGGGAAAGAAAUGGUCUGUUUUCAUGAAAGUAGACUGUGGUUAUUGCAGAGCUGGUGUCAAAUACAAUGAUCCAUACUGUGUCACCCUAGCCAAGGAAAUUAUAAGUUCUCCAUUGUUAGAAUUCAAGGGUAUCUAUAUACAUACUGGAAACUCGUAUCAAGCUCAGAAUGAAAGCCAAAUUAAAGAGUAUAGUGGUAGUUCUUGGAAGCAGCUCAAUGAAUUGGCUUCAAGGCUGAAAGAAGCAGGUAUCGAAUGCCCAACAGUUGGAGUAGGAUCAACUCCCACUUGUUCCAAACCCGCGGAAGAUGUUUUACAGAGUAUUACGGAAUUUCACCCUGGCAAUUAUGUCUUUUAUGAUUACCAGCAGGUGCUUGUGGGAUCAUGCCAACAAGAGGAUGUUGCCAUUAGAGUGCUUACAAGAGUCAUUGGACAUUACCCCGAUCGGGGCUAUUUGCUCGUUGACUGUGGUUUUACUGCUUUGAGUCAUGACGGUAUGAAGGGUAGGCUGCCAGAUAAACCAUUCUGCCUUAUUGAUGGGCAUCCUGAGUUGAAAAUGGUUAAAUUUACACAAGAAAUAGGAACUCUAAAGGCAGCAAAUGAAGACGAGCCUCUAAACUAUUCUAAGUACCCAAUAGGGUCAAUCCUGUCAAUAAUACCAUAUCACUCUUGUGCGACAGCUGCUCUUCAUCCAGUGUACUUCGUUCACGACAAAGAGAAUAAGAUCAUCGAAAAAUGGACGCCAAAUCGCGGAUGGUAGCUGKCAAAGAACAUAGAUCUUAUAGAAUACGAGUUUUAGGUUCAUUUUAUUUCCAAUGUCCACUGUAAUAAUCAUAGUAUAUUAUAGUUAAUAUUUCAAACUAAAUAAAUAUGUGUAAAUUAAAAAUGAAAAU
Exaiptasia diaphana is the source of this 1314-nucleotide messenger RNA. RefSeq names its product D-threo-3-hydroxyaspartate dehydratase. Bases 54 to 1181 code for a protein of 375 amino acids. Gene Ontology annotation, molecular function: D-serine ammonia-lyase activity. The record is from RefSeq and is a predicted model, not a curated record. The transcript has 7 exons. NCBI's taxonomy places the organism in Eukaryota, Metazoa, Cnidaria, Anthozoa, Actiniaria, Aiptasiidae. Gene Ontology annotation, biological process: D-serine catabolic process.